AUGGUGAAAUCGCAAGCGGCUCAAUUUGUGAGCUAUAAUACACCUGAUCUUGCUCAUCCAACAUUCUUCUUGCUCAUGCGAAAUUCACUGCUUGGAGAUGCAAUAAUCCUGCUGGUCGAAUCCGAAACUGUGUUUGGGGUCUACGUUGAGCCACCGACGGUGGAAACGUUCUUUGGAUUGUCCGUGACAAUUUUGUUCUGGACAUGCCAGCCUUCAAAGAACUGCCGAAAUACGAGGUGCUUUGUCUCGCCGAGGUACUUUAUUAAUCUUCUUUUCUAG
This is a messenger RNA of Gongylonema pulchrum, 279 nucleotides long. The record is from the annotation of a GenBank genome assembly. NCBI's taxonomy places the organism in Eukaryota, Metazoa, Nematoda, Chromadorea, Rhabditida, Gongylonematidae.